UCGCCAAACAGCUGUUGGAGCCCCGGGCUACUUGCCCCUCCCUCCUUCCUUCCCGAUCCAGGGUCCGGGCAUUUCCAGGGGAAUGUGCCCCGGAGGGAGGUGGUCAGUUGUCUGAAGUUCAAGAUGGUGAAAAGAUGGACACUUCUCUUUAUGGUCUGUCUUUCACUCAAGUGGCAAGAACAGUGUGAUGCUGCUGUCCAUCUCACAUUACCUCCAGUGGUGACUCUAGAAAAUGGCAGCUCAACGAACGUCAGCAUACAGCUCAGUGGCCCAUUAGAUACAGCGCUGGUGAUUACAUUUAACAUGACGUUCUCUUCAAAAAAUAGAACCAUAAUUGAACUCCCUAAUGAAGUGGCGGUACCUGCAGCCCAGACAGAAUCCUCUUUUGUCGUGAAAUCUAAAGCUGUUGGACAGGUUACUAUAUACCUGCAGAGUAAUAAUUCUAACCAAACUGGGCCAAGAAUCCGCUUCCUAGUGAUUCACAGUAACUUCGUUGGGAUAAUCAACCAGUUGAUUGGUUGGAUUUACUUCGUGGCCUGGUCUGUCUCCUUCUACCCUCAAGUGUAUGAGAAUUGGCGGCGGAAGAGUGUCGUCGGACUGAGUUUUGACUUCAUUGCCCUGAAUCUCACCGGCUUUAUAGCAUACAGUGUGUUCAAUAUUGGGCUCUUCUGGGUCGCCUAUGUUAAGGAGCAGUUUCUGCACCAACACCCCAAUGGUGUUAAUCCUGUGGACAGUAAUGAUGUCUUCUUCAGUCUUCAUGCGGUUGCCCUAACCCUUGUGGUCAUCGUGCAAUGCUUUCUCUAUGAGAGAGGAGAUCAGAAAGUGUCACCCCUCGCAAUUGGUUUCUUGGUGCUUUCCUGGACCUUUGUCUUCAUCGUUCUGGGCGUGGCGGCUGCCGGAGUCAUCACCUGGCUGCAGUUCCUCUUCUGCUUCUCCUAUGUAAAGCUGGCAGUCACCUUGGUCAAGUAUUUUCCCCAGGCGUACAUGAAUUUCCGCCGCAAGAGCACAGAAGGUUGGAGCAUCGGAAAUGUGUUGCUCGACUUCACUGGGGGCAGUUUUAGCCUCCUCCAGAUGUUUCUCCAAUCAUUCAACAACGAUCAGUGGACGCUGAUAUUUGGAGACCCGACAAAGUUUGGCCUGGGAUUGUUCUCCAUCUUCUUUGACAUUGUUUUCAUCACCCAGCACUACUGUUUAUAUAGGCGGAAAUCAGGGCGUCAGCUAUCCCUCAGGUUGUGAUGUCCAAGAAGGGGCAGUAGCUGAGGAUGAAGGAGAGAUCACUUUCACCUUGGAGCCUGCAGUCUUCCACCAGCUGGGGUCCUUCCAAGGGACUCUACCCCCACUGGCCUCUCCCAUGCAGCCGGUGGCUCUAGAGUACUGUCUGGGCAUCUAGGAACACACUCCCCCCACUUAAGGAAAAUGACAGCAGAAGUGUCUGCUUCUGUUCAGGAACAGACUGAACUAGGAAACGGGCUGCGGGGGAUUUCCUUUCAGAAAUUGCUCCUUUCCAACCAUGCCCAUAAGUGCCCCCAGCCCCAACUACUCUUCUCCCCCACAUGCCCACCUUCUCAAAGACAGUAGCCACCACUCCUUGUCAAUGAUGUUGAUUAAGGAAAACAGUAUUGUGUAUCCCUUACAGUAUUGUCAAACGAGCCCAAGACACAGAAUGUACUUUUAAAAUAUUGAUGCGCAGUUGAGAUAUCAACCUGAAAGGGGUCACCACGGUUCUUAGGUACCAGGAUCCUAGAGGGACAGGUCCUUAGUACUGCUUUCCUAGCCCUGAGUUGGGAAGAGAUCCUUCUGGCCCUGGACCAAUGCUGCCUUUUCUCAUACUGCCACUUAGCAUGGUUACUAAAUGGCAGGUUCCCAUCCACUCCCUGCUUUGCACAGACAUGGGCACUUGUGCCCAAGAGAAGGGAGGAGGCCCUUUUGGGAGCACUACUCAGGUCAAGAUGGUCCAUGUCUGUGUUCCCACGGUCCCUGUUUGGCUAACAAAAUGAAACUUACCCUUCGGAACUGCCAGGAAACUCUUGGGUUUUUUUUUCUUUUUAAUUCAGAAAUAGAGGCAAUAAUACUAAAGAAAACUGUACUGGUGGGACUCACUAAGUUAAAAGGUGCUUGGGUGACUUUUCAGCUGAGCUUCCUUCCACAGUGUUCCCUGAAGCUCACCCAUCCCAACAAGCUGCUGCAGCUGUCACCUUGUAUCUUCCCUCUCUCCCCGGCGUGCCUAUGCUAACUUCUUGCUGAUCACUUGGAAAUAUUUUGUAAGGCUUUUCACUAUUGUGAUUUGAAUUGAGAGCAAUAAUAGAGCCUGAAUUUUUAAUUAAAGCUUCACAAGAUGGA
Molecule: messenger RNA, 2340 nt
Organism: Ornithorhynchus anatinus (platypus)
Lineage: Eukaryota; Metazoa; Chordata; Mammalia; Monotremata; Ornithorhynchidae
Gene: CTNS
Product: cystinosin, lysosomal cystine transporter
Exons: 12
Coding region: 124-1236 (370 amino acids)
Biological process (GO): L-cystine transport
Cellular component (GO): lysosomal membrane
Molecular function (GO): L-cystine transmembrane transporter activity
Source: RefSeq, a predicted model, not a curated record